UAUAUAAAGCGGACGGAUAGCUGACAUCCUCUAUCAAAUCCGGAGAUUUUCGCGAGAAAGUGAGAGGUCGAGAGAGAAAAUAAUUCGCAGGGAAUUAGCGAGAUCCUGCAAUUUUCCUGCGUUUUCUCUCUUCAAUCUUCUCCGGCUAUCUGAUCUAUCCGUCAUCAUGACAACAUCAAGGCGUCUUGCAGAAAGAAAGGUGGAGAAGUUCCAAAAGAACAUAACAAAGAGAGGAGCUGUGCCUGAGACAACCACAAAGAAGGGGAAGGAUUAUCCUGUUGGUCCUGUGCUUCUUGGGUUCUUCAUAUUCGUCGUCAUUGGAUCAUCUCUCUUCCAGAUUAUCAGGACAGCGACCAGCGGAGGUAUGGCAUAAGUCUGCACUUAUGGUGUUAAGGAAUUGCGAGGAGACUGGUCUUGCAUUGGGCUUUUCUUUUCUGUUAGUUUUGUAGGGAAACUGAUGAUAUAUUUACUAGAGAUAUGCUUAAGUUGUGAAAUGUUCGGAAUUUGAAUAAGACCUCCCCUUUCUUUGUCUGGUCAUUGUGCUUUGUCUGCUACUUUUUUCAUUUAUGCAAUGAGAUGGACUAAAAACUGAUAUAUUAGUGGUUGAA
Gossypium raimondii (Peruvian cotton) is the source of this 608-nucleotide messenger RNA. RefSeq lists its product as uncharacterized. The transcript has 3 exons. Gene Ontology annotation, biological process: endoplasmic reticulum unfolded protein response. The coding region runs from base 167 to 373 and encodes 68 amino acids. The record is from RefSeq and is a predicted model, not a curated record. Gene Ontology annotation, cellular component: endoplasmic reticulum. NCBI's taxonomy places the organism in Eukaryota, Viridiplantae, Streptophyta, Magnoliopsida, Malvales, Malvaceae.